Molecule: messenger RNA, 1066 nt
Organism: Rubroshorea leprosula
Lineage: Eukaryota; Viridiplantae; Streptophyta; Magnoliopsida; Malvales; Dipterocarpaceae
Source: the annotation of a GenBank genome assembly
CUCUUCUUCCUCUUUCACUCUCUCUCCUUCACCCUUCCUUUCCCUUACCUUGCAGACUUUGAUCUGGGUUCUCUCUCAAACUUCAUCUUCUUCCUCCUUUACUCCUCCCUGCUCAUCCUUCUUCUUUCUUCUUCUUAUUCUCUCUCUUCUCCCUUCUUCUUCCUCUCUCAAACCCCGAUCUGGGUUUUUCUUAGUCGUGUCAUGUUCAUCUUCUAUACAAAUUUGUGAAAAUUUUCACCUUCUGUAUAAGGUUAGUAUUGUUGUAGGUCCCUCCCUGUUAUCCCGAAUCGACAAAGUCAAGGAAUUCCUCCUCCAGGCUUCCUCCGCAAAGUACUACAAAUUCUUCCUCCUGGAGACCGACAUCGCUUACCUAUGGCGAAACCUGGGUUUUUCUCAAACAUCGCACUCAGAUUCUGCUCUGUAAACUCCAAAUCUUGUACCGUGUCUUCUUCUUCUUCGUCGCCGGAAGCCCUUUUCGAUGAUGCCGUUUUCUUGAAUCGCCGUUCGGAAUCGGAGCGAAGUCGAUGCAAGCAUACGUCUCCUGAUAACUGGCAGAGAAUAAGGUGUGUUUUCGCUCUAAUUUGUAUCCGGUGUCUUCGAUUUACUUUUGGAUCCUCUUUGUGCUGAUUUGAACGAAUUUUAGUUGAGUUGGAGCCGGUUUAUUGGAGAUAUUGCCGUGAGUUUACUGGGUUUGGUACGUCGAGUACAGUGAUUUGUUUCUGAUUUCUUAUUUGGAUUUGGAGAUGUGAGAUAAUUAUGGAAGUUACAGUGAUAUUUUAUGUGUUUCUCGCGAUUACUUUUCAGUGUUUGGAAUGGGGAUCUGGGUUAAUUUAUAUGAUGAAACCCAGAUCUGGGUUUGAGAAAGGAAGAAGAAGGGAGAAGAGAGAGAGAGAGAAAGAAUAAGAAGAAGAUGAAGUUUGAGAGAGAACCCAGAUCUGGGUUUGCAAAGUAAAGGGAAAAUGAAAGGGAAAGAAGACAGGAAGUGAUCGAGGAAGAAGAGAUGAGUGGAUGAAAAAAAACUGUUCUCAUUAUUUUUAAAUUUUUAAAAUAAAAAUGUCAACUUAUA